Arabis nemorensis is the source of this 2154-nucleotide messenger RNA. Lineage: Eukaryota; Viridiplantae; Streptophyta; Magnoliopsida; Brassicales; Brassicaceae. The record is from the annotation of a GenBank genome assembly.
AUGGAGACAUUACUGGCGAAUUGUGUCGAGAAAAACCUUAAUCAGUUCAUGUUCACCAAUGCGAUCUUCCUUUCCGAACGUCUUUUCGCCCAAUUCCCCUCUGAGGUGAACUUGCAAUUGCUAGCUAGGUGUUACUUGAGUAAUAGUCAAGCUUAUAGUGCAUAUUAUAUCCUGAAAGGUUCAAAAACGUCUCAGUCUCGGUAUUUAUUUGCGUUGUCAUGCUUAAAUUUGGAUCUUCUUGGAGAGGCUGAAGCUGCAUUGUCUCCCAGUGAAGAAUAUGUUGAAGAAGUUCCUGGUGGUGCAGCUGGACAUUAUCUUCUUGGUCUUAUAUAUAGAUAUGCUGGAAGGAAGAAAAGUUCAAUACAACAGUUUAAGAUGGCAUUGUCAUUUGAUCCAUUGUGUUGGGAGGCAUAUAGAGAACUUUGUAGUUUAGGUGCCGCUGAAGAAGCUUCAACAGUUUUUGGCAAUGCUGCUUCCCAGCUUCUUCAGAAAACUUGUGUCGCACAAAGAAUACAUUGCUCAGAAAGAGCGUUCAUAGACCAGCUUACGAAUUCUGAUAAGGCUUCAAAAGAUACAAGUUUAUGGCAAACAGAACAUGAUCCAGGAGAGAACCAACAAGAUCUGAAAACUAAGCAGCUUGGAGCAGAUAUUCUGCCAGUUACUGACAAGAAACUUAACAGUAGUUCUCAUAGAAAUGGAUGGGACACGAACACACCUUCUCCAGUGCUUCCACAGGUAUUGGAUGCUCCACCACCUCUGCUUUAUAAGAAUAUGCGUCGUCCAACAAUGGAAGGAUUGAUGUCUGUACAUGGAGAGUCUCGAAAUAAGUUUGUCAGUGAAGAAGUGUCAGCAGAGGUUCCAGAAGAAUCUGGGCGUCGUCGGAGUGCUAGAAUAGCAGCAAAGAGAAAGAUACCUAUGUUGCAGUCAUAUGGAAAAGAUUCCCAUUGGUUACAUCUUUCACCUUCCGAGUCAAACUGUGUACCUUCUCUUCCCUCGAUGAUUGGAAAAUGCAGAAUCCAAAGCAGCAAGGAAGCAACGACGUCAGGCCAGUCUAGAAGUGACAGUGGAAGCUCAGUGGAUAAUGAGGAAAAUUUUAAUCCUAGCGAAUCUUCCUCGGAUCCUUUCAAAGUCAUUUCUGGAAUUUCAGGAGUGCUAAACCUUUUGAAACUUCUUGGAGAUGGCCACAGGCAUUUACUCAUGUACAAUUGUCAGGAAGCUUUGUUGGUAUAUCAAAAGCUAUCUCAGAAACAAUACAACACACACUGGGUUCUCUUGCAGGUUGGAAAAGCAUAUUUUGAGCUACAAGACUACUUUAAAGCUGACUCUGUCUUUACUCUUGCUCAUCAAAUGUCUCCUUAUGCUUUGGAAGGAAUGGAUACGUACUCCACUGUUCUUUAUCACUUGAAAGAAGAGAUGAGGUUGGGCUAUCUGGCUAAGGAGCUGAUUUCAAUUGACCGCCUAUCUCCUGAAUCCUGGUGUGCUCUUGGGAACUGUCACAGUUUGCGCAAGGAUCACGAAACUGCUCUCAAAAUGUUUCAGAGAGCUAUCCAACUGAAUGAAAGAUUCACAUAUGCGCAUACCCUUUGUGGUCACGAGUAUGCUGCAUUGGAAGCAUUUGAGGAUGCAGAGAGAUGCUACCGGAGAGCACUGAGCAUAGAUACAAGACACUAUAAUGCAUGGUACGGUCUUGGAAUGACCUACCUUCAUCAAGAGAAAUACGAGUUUGCGCAGCACCAAUUUCAACAAGCUCUCCGGAUAAAUCCACGGUCUUCAGUCAUCAUGUGUUACUCUGGGAUUGCUUUGCAUGAAUCAAAGAGGAACGAUGAAGCACUGAAGAUGAUGGAGAAAGCUAUAAUCGCGGAUGCUAGGAAUCCGCUGCCGAAGUACUACAAGGCUAACAUAUUAAUCAGCCUCGGUGAUUAUCACAAAGCCAAGAAAGUCUUAGAAGAGCUCAAAGAUUGUGCUCCUCAAGAGAGCAGUGUCCAUGGGUUGCUUGGAAAAAUCUACAAAGAGCUAAAGCUAUACGAAAAAGCCGUGUUACAUUUCGGCAUUGCUUUGGAUUUAAAUCCACCCCCAUCUGACGCUGUCAAGAUAAAGGCUUACAUGGAGAAGUUGACACUACCAAACGAGUUGGAGAUGGAGGAGGAUCUCUAG